Molecule: messenger RNA, 3375 nt
Organism: Lingula anatina
Lineage: Eukaryota; Metazoa; Brachiopoda; Lingulata; Lingulida; Lingulidae
Product: sphingomyelin phosphodiesterase 4
Biological process (GO): ceramide biosynthetic process; sphingomyelin catabolic process; glycerophospholipid catabolic process
Molecular function (GO): sphingomyelin phosphodiesterase D activity
Source: RefSeq, a predicted model, not a curated record
ACAAAAUGGCAACUUCCUCGCCGGCGGGAGCAGUUGGAGUCUUGACCCCUGUUUCAGUAAGGGUACAGCAAGCCCUUUUGAAGCCUGUCCAUCAAAGAUGUCAGGAAAUACAACAUAUUCUAGAGGAGACAAGCACCAAGGACCUUCACCAAAUAUUCCCCUAUCUUGUGGAGAACAUCUUUGGGUUCAACAACCAGCCUGGAUGGGGUGUGGGAACCAUUGCCAAGAGCACACAGCAGCUGGAUUAUGACAUGAUGCGUCAGUUCUUGUCCCCAAGUGGUCCACUGAUACGCGUUGUAUACAGACUACAGGCUGACCCCAUGUGUAGAUAUGAUUUUCCUCUGUCCUGUCUGCCAUUCCCCACAAGGCAAAUGUUUGAGGACAACAGCUACCAUGGUGCAAGUCACAUUCCAAGACAGCCUUCAGCAAGAUCCCUAUCUGCAUUUGAAUUUUAUUUCUUCCAUUAUUUCUACCUGUGUGUUAAUCCACAACAAAGGAGUUUCUUUAACUGGAGUAAUGCCUCCGAAGCAUUGUUUACAAGUCUGCUGGAAGAUUAUCUGAAUUGUUUUUUGCCCCUGAAGGGUAAAAUUGUUAGUCCCAUGCCAACAGCUGCUUCACCAAUAAGAAGUCCUGUUGCACACAAGACACAUCUCCACAGACAAAGCUCUACAUCUGGAUACCACAGCAGUGGCAGUCCUGGGCUGAAACCACUAGUCAGCUUGCUGAAGUCUCCACACAGCCCUCACCAUCAGGUGCAGCAGAGGAGCAUCCCCUACCAGGUGUCCACCACAGACCCACUGGACCAGGAAAUGUGGCGAUCAGAAACUUUUGUGGAGAUUCUUGUGGAGUUUUGGUUAAAUCAAAACAGUCUGGACUCUCCAGAGCAGCAUGGUGGGAUCAGGCAGGCCAUGAUUGAUGGCUAUCAGAGAGUUCUGUCAUACUCAGACCCUUAUUAUAAUCAUUUUUAUCGAGAGGUUUUUCUUCCCAACAGCGACCAGGUCCGGGUUGUGCGUAUGUUCAUCAAGCACCUCCAUUUCUUUGCUAACAGUGCCUCUCCAGACCUGGUACUGGCUUCAUACCAGGCACAGAACCUGUCACCUCUGGAUGAGUUUAAGAGGAAUGUUAUUCCACAGAUGGUACAGAAGAAGUUGUAUGUUUUCCUAAGGCAUGGCUUUAACCACUGGCCUCUUGACUCUUCUUUUAGAUUGUUGUUGGAGACCUGGUUAAGUUAUGUCCAGCCUUGGCGGUAUGUUGACCCCAAUGCCAUCAUGAAAGAGAAGGAGUCAAAAGUGGACAACAAAUGGUUCCAGUUUAUUGUGGAUAAUCUGCUUUUUUACACACACCUGUUUCAAGAAUUUCUUCACCGAAGUCAGCGCAUGGAUCUCUCCUCUGCCAAAAAUGCCUACAUGCUGUUCAGGGUCACCAAGGUGUUUGGACUCCCUAAUCUUCGAAAUAUGUUGGAAGAAGCCGAGCAUCAGAUGUACGAGUCUCACCACAGGCUGUCCAGGCGUGGUCCCCAGAUGGACAUGGGCUCCAGCUACCUGUCCCAUAGCAACUCAGUGAACACAGCAGCCAUCCUUAGUCUACAGUUUGCAGAACUAGAGGGCCCAGCCUUUCUUUAUAAACCACUAUUUGAAGAGGGGACCAAAAAACAAAUAGAGUAUCUACUACAGCAGAUCCUCCACGCCAAGUCGACAUCAUCCUCAACACAGAAGUCCAGUGAUGGGGGAGGAUCUGGUGGGCUGCUGUCAUGGCUGGGGUAUGGUGCUUUGGUGGACUAUAAUGCUACCAGAUUUACACAGACAGGGUUUCCCGAGGAAGACCAGAGCAAGUUAGUUUUCCACCUAGAGCAAGCUGCAAGGAAUCUCUGCAACUUAUUUCAACUGUCGAUGGAAACGGUGGAAACCAUGGCAACGUCUGUCACACCUCCCAAUGCAAACAGCAGUGCCAACAAGUUUUCCAAUCAGUCCCUCCCCCCAGACUUCAUAGAGUCACCCACAGGACCUGUGCUAACACAGCUGGGGAAAUAUCAGCUAAUGAAUGGUCUCCGCAAGUUUGAAAUUAGUUACCAAGGCAACCCCGACCUUCAGCCCAUUAGAAGCUAUGAAUGUGCCCCAUUGGUGAGAAUACUCCAUCAAGUUUCUUCAUUCCUGAAUAGCAAGUUUUCAGACAAAAUUCAAAAUUCCUACACAAGGGAUGACAUGGUGGGAAAAAUGACUUUCAUAUUAUUUUCACCGCCCUCGGAACAGAAAGGUAAAAAAUCAAGUUUUGUGGCAUCACCAACAAGAACAAAAGACUGGACCACACCGAGAAUAAGUUUGAGAUUUUUGGCAAAUUACCAGACUCUGGGCUACCUGAUGGGAGGAUAUUUGUUUUUUUACAUGUUUUUUGGAAUGGGACCUGUUGCAUUCAGCUUCAUACUGAUGCUUGGACUGCUGUUGUCAGUUUUCUUCAGAGCACUGGUGUUACCAGCUUCAAAAUUUAAGCGAAGUUAAUAUUAAUGUUGAAAUACAAGCCAUGCCAUAGCUUCAUUACAGCUAGUCACAAUAGAUCUAUCAUGUUGUUUAGUCAAGUAAUUUUUACAGAUCAUGGAAAUUGUGAUAGUCAAUUAUCAGAUCAAUACUCAUUUAGUUUAUUUGAAUUGUAUUUUCCUGCCAAACAAGCCUGAAUACAGCUCUUUAAUUUCUAGAACUGCUUAUAUGUAAAACGUCUAAGUAAAUCUCUGUUACACCUCUGUGAGGUCACUGCUACUUACCCUUACAUCUUGGUUGUCUUAAAAUAGAAAAUCAAAUUUUUUUACAGGAUGUGAAUGCAUUUUCAGUUCUCUCUGAAACUAGGCGUAAGUUAUCUGCACUGUGGCUUAAACUAAUAUCCGGAUGCCCAGAAAGAAAAUAUCCAGUUUAAAGACUACUUUUAAUUACUCGUUUAUUAAAAUAAAAUAUUUAGUAAACAUAAAUUCAGAGCAUCAAGAAAAGUUCCUUGUUUAUCUUUUUUUUUUUUGAACAGAGAACUGAUCUCAGUUAGAGCUUUACAGCUUAUUUUAAGCCAAUAAAGGAAAUAAAAGUUAAAUAAAAUUUUCUGCACAAUACAUUGUAUCAAUUUUUUUAAAGAAAACAAUAACUGACUAUUAACAAUAGUAAACUAGAAAUGGCUCUUCUCUAUCCAAUGUAGAUUCUACAUAACAUAUUUAUAACACAACUUUUGUGCAAUUUCUGUGGGAUUGAAGUUGGUCAACUUCUUUCUUUUUGUUGCCCUUUAAAAUAUCAACAUUAAGACUGGCUAAUCACUUCUGUAUUUACAUACAAAGUGGCACUACUCUUUGCUAUUAGCUUCUGCUCUCCCCCUGAAAUCAACUUAUGGCAAAGAAGGGGGGGG